CCUAACUUCGUUCUUAUUAUACGCCAUUCAAAGAUACUUUAAAAUUUUGUAUUUGUGCAUAUGAAAUUGGAAACCGGGUUGGAUUAGAUCGUAUGAAACACAAGAAUAAAAGAGUUUCAGAUACGUUUGUUUCAAAUACAGCAGUGGUUUUUAUUCAGAAACACAAAGGAAAGAAAAUGAAUAAACUUUAUUCGUUGGUUCGCAAAAGCGUUAUUCGUCACUAUGCGGAUAUUCGCAAAGCUGGUACUGAAUUGGUUUUCAAUAAAGAAGCGUACAUGACUAAUUUGAACAAGGCUAAGGCAAUGGAAGAAAAAAAUGCAGAAUACUUUUUUCCUUUCUUUAAAAAGAGCCUUUUCUAUGAUGAUCGCAUUGCAAUUAAGGAUUCAAGUGGCAUAUAUUCAUAUGCGACAAUGUUUGUGACAGCGCGAAAAAUCGGAUGUCAGAUUUCAAAUGUUUGUGGUAGCGCAUCAUCCUCGCAUGUAGGAUAUAUAUGCACAAAUAAUGUGCUCUGCCCCCUGAUGCAAUGGGCUUGUUGGCUGUCGGGCCAGAUUGCAAUACCGUUUGAUACAACAUUCCCUACAGCGUUGAUAAAUCACAUCGCUGGAACUACAAAGAUCAAAAUGAUGAUGGCAUCUAUAGAAUUUGAAAAGGUUGCUCGUGAAGUUGCAGAAAAACAUGAUAUAGUUCUACUAUUGCUUGAGCCCACAGUCAUGGCAACUCCGGACGAGGUUAACGAAAGUUUGAGAAAAUUGUUUAUCAAUAUUGGAGAUAUGACAUUUAUCGACGGUGCGAUCAAUAACGAUUUCUAUAUUGAUAAGACGGCAUUGAUUCAAUACGUUAUAAAUUAUGAUAAAACCCCACUUCCGUUGAGAUAUACUCACAGGGACUUGCAUGAGCAGAUCAAGUUCUAUGUAAAAACAUACGACUAUUGCAGUGAUGAUACCUUAUUGAGUGUUGUUCCACAUACGAAUUGGCAUAUAAAUCUCGAUGGUAUGAGUGUAUUCAGCGAAGGCGGUAAAGUUAUUUUUCACGAUGAAUCAAACCUGCUCACGCUUUGGGAGGAACUAAUUGGCAUUAAUGGGUCUGAUAAACUAAACGCUAACAUACUUCUUGCAGAUUCAUCAACGUAUACACUCUUGAUAAAUACUUUCGCCAAAGUGUUCAUGCAUGAUACAAUUAUUCGUGACUAUAUAAGUAGCUACUGUUCAACCAAGUACAGAUUGAUGAUAGCAGACUUUAGCAAGCUCUCUAAAGAAAUACAUAAAAAUUGGAAGACAAUUACAAAUAGUAAAUUGUAUGAACGUUUCAUCGAAAUAGAAAAUCUGCAUUUAGUUGAUUUGGACACGAAAGCGUCCCAAGGACUUGACGAAGCAUUCACAGUUGCUCAAGCCUUAGGUAGAACCUGCAAAUCAUCGGAGUCAAUGGAAAAUCUAUACAAGAAACUACUAAAAUAUAUGCUGCAUUUAGAAUAUGAAGAAGAAAGUGAAAGUGGCGAAAAGAGUAGUGACAGCAAACGCAGUAAUUUUAUGAUUAUCUAUAAGGAAAUGCUUGUCGUUUUUGGAGGUGAGACAAGCUUAUUGGAACCGUUUAAAGAAAAUAUCUUUGCUAUGGUCAUGAAUGCGGUUGUAAUUCGUUUAAUACCGCAUAUUGAAAAUAUUGCUUUUUUCAAAAUGCCCUCUGUAGAGGGUCAACAAAAACACGUAACUGUGCUUUGUAUACCGAAAAGUAAGCAACGAUUCAAUUAUGAUUCAUUUGAGGAUUGGCUAUCAAAAGUAUUGCCUUCUUAUAAAAAACAUUUUGUUAUAAAAAUCGUAGAGAAAAUACCAGAUGAUCUCAGUCUAUCAAAUGAGUUUAAUCUGGAAGAUGAUUUAAAAGAAUAAGUAAUUCCAUUUUAUUUUUCCCUCAAUUACAUUAUAUUAUAUUCGAUUUGGAGUGGGUCUAUAUACAACAACAACAGUGUGUACCUCAUGCAUGUUCAUUGGUUUAGUUAAUUUAAUGAACACGUUACUCAAUAAUAAAACAUCACUAAUUCAUUCACUAAUUCUCAUUGGGAUAUAUUAUUUGGACUCUGUUUGAAUUAAUAUUCUGGCAGCGGCUAAAUUAUUGCGAUUGCAAAAUUUUACUAGAAGUAGCAUUGGAGCACAAGUUACGUCUAACCAAUACGAAAAAUGUAGAUAAUGCAUCUUAUAGACUGUUUCUAAUGGAUAAGUAAAAUAACAGACAAACUAUUUGAGGCUAGCAACAAAAUGUGACAUAUAUCCAUAUCCAUAGGUACAAAUAUAACUGACGCAAGACAUCAGUAAUAACUAACAAUAAACAAUACUUACUAGGAACCGGUCGGUCUACUGGACAUAUAAUUUUUCGCAUUACAAUAUGAAACGUAUUUAUAGGCCCAUCAAUCGACUAAUAUAAAAUAAUAUGAGGGAAAUUAUUACAAAAUUUAUUGAUGUAUUGAA
Molecule: messenger RNA, 2456 nt
Organism: Teleopsis dalmanni
Lineage: Eukaryota; Metazoa; Arthropoda; Insecta; Diptera; Diopsidae
Gene: Acsf3
Product: malonate--CoA ligase ACSF3, mitochondrial
Exons: 7
Coding region: 93-1880 (595 amino acids)
Biological process (GO): fatty acid metabolic process
Molecular function (GO): medium-chain fatty acid-CoA ligase activity
Source: RefSeq, a predicted model, not a curated record